AUGGCAGGCGGCGUCAAGAAGCCCGUGAACAUCUUCAACUUGAAGAACCUGGGCGAGCCCGAGGGAGUCUUCAACUGGCGACUAUGGUUUGCCGUCGUCUCCUUUGGCCUGCUCGGUGCGGCGCGUGGUGUUGACGAGGGUCUCAUUUCCGGCGCUUUCAAGUCGAAGGACUUCCAGCGCUUCAUCCACUACGAGAACUACGACCAUGUCGAACAGACCAACAUCAAGGCCAAUGUUUCGGCCAUGGUCCAGAUUGGCUCCGUCGGCGGCGCUCUCAUUGCUUUCCUCAUCUGCGACAAGAUCGGCCGUAUUUGGGCCACACGCCAGCUCUGUGUUGUCUGGGCUAUCGGUAUCAUCAUCUUCAUGUGCAACAACGGCCACCUCGGCGCCGUCUACGCGGGCCGCUUCAUCGCCGGUCUUGGCGUCGGCCAGACCCCUGUCGUCGGCCCCGUCUACCUCGCCGAAAUCGCUCCCGCCUCAAUCCGUGGUCUUUGCACUUGCAUGUUCACCGGUUUCGUCUAUCUCGGCAUUGUCCUCGCAUACUUUGCCAACUAUGGCUGUCAGCUCCAUCUCGGCGACAACACGCACAACCGUUGGCUCGUGCCCACUUCGCUCCACAUUAUGUUUGCUGGCAUCAUCUUCAUCCUCACUUUCUUCCAGUACGAGUCCCCUCGCUUCCUCGUCAAGCAGGGCAAGGUCGAGGAGGCCACUGCUGUCAUGUCUCACCUGCGCCACCUGCCUGAGGACCACGAAUACAUCGUGCGCGAGAUCAGCGCCAUUCAAAUGUCCCAUGAGGCCGAGCUCGAGGCUACCCGCGGUGCCAGCUUCUUCGGCAAGAUCAAGGAGAUGUUCCUUGUCCCCAGCAACCUCUACCGUGUCUAUCUCACGAGCAUGGUUCAGAUUCUUUCGCAGUGGUCUGGUGCUGGUUCCAUCACGCUCUACGCCCCCGACCUAUUCGAGAUCCUUGGUGUCACGGGCCAGAACGAAUCGCUGCUCGUCACCGCCGUCUUCGGAAUCGUCAAGUUCUGCGCCGCCAUCAUCUGCGCCCUGUUCCUUGUCGAUGUCAUCGGCCGCAAGCGCGCUCUCCUCAUCGGCAUCAGCCUGCAGGCUAUUGCCAUGAUCUACGUCGCUGGGUUCCUCACGGGCAUCCCCCAGCUCGGUGUUGUCGACGGCUUUGAGGUGCCGAAGAAGGACCUCGGUGCCAGCCGUGGCGCCAUUGCCAUGAUUUACAUCUCGGGCUUCGGCUGGGCUCUCGGCUGGAACUCCAUGCAGUACCUCCUGACUGCCGAACUUUUCCCUCUGCGCAUUCGUGCCCUUGCCACUUCGUGGGCCAUGACCCUUCACUUCAGCAACCAGUACGGCAACUCGCGCGCCGUGCCCAACAUGCUCCUGCCCGCGGGCCACGGUGGUAUCAGCCCCAAGGGCACCUUCUGGUGCUUCGCCGCCGUUACCAUCAUUGGCGGCGUCUGGGUGUGGUUCUUCGUGCCCGAGACUGGCGGUCGCUCGCUUGAGAGCAUGGACAGGCUGUUCGAUCUGCCCUGGUACAGGAUUGGUCUCUUUGGCAACAAGGAUGCCGAGGAGCAGGAUGCCAUUUAUGAUGAGAAGGCCGAGGCUGCUGAACACAACAUUGGCCAGUCUGAGCAUGCUGAGAAGAGGGAUGAGCGGAAGGAGAUUGCCUAG
This is a messenger RNA of Verticillium nonalfalfae, 1680 nucleotides long. RefSeq lists its product as uncharacterized. Gene Ontology annotation, biological process: carbohydrate transport; transmembrane transport. Gene Ontology annotation, cellular component: membrane. Bases 1 to 1680 code for a protein of 559 amino acids. The record is from RefSeq and is a predicted model, not a curated record. The transcript has 2 exons. Lineage: Eukaryota; Fungi; Ascomycota; Sordariomycetes; Glomerellales; Plectosphaerellaceae. Gene Ontology annotation, molecular function: carbohydrate:proton symporter activity.